AUCUUCCUUGUUCCUCGUGAAUAUCGUUACAGAACUUGCAUGAUGACAACAGGUGGUGCAGGAGCAAGCAAUGACAAUUCGCCGAAGAAAAAAGGCUGGCCAAAGGGGCGCAAGCGGAGACUCCUUCCCAAGGAUUCCAAUGCGCCAAAAGGACCUUUGUCAGGUUAUAUGCUGUUCAUGGGUGACCAGCGAGAAAUUAUAAGGCAGACACACCCAGGGUUGGCUUUUCAUGAGAUAACAAAAUUGGUUGCUCAGCGCUGGGCCCAGUUGGAUACAGAGUCAAAAACCAAGUAUUUAGAAGCUGCUGAGGCUGAUAAGGAAAGAUAUCAGAAGGAACUGGAGGAGUAUCAAAAAACUGAUGCCUACAAGAACUUCAUCAUGAAACAGAACAAGGAGGAGACUCCGACGCCCCCUAAGAAGCCGAGGAAGGAGGUGGUGGAGGAGAGGAAGGAAGAGGAAGAAGUCCGGGGCAUGGAAAUAGAGUUCUUCCAGUCAUGGCUCAUGGAUGGUACACUUCACAAGCAUUUAUUGAUAGAAGUAAUGCAAAAAUCCCUUCCUAAAUGCCCACUGAGUCUAAUCACUCUCCAAGAGCUUCGUGCACGUAUGGCGAGUCAUUCCCGUCACUCCGGCCUUCAGCCAAAUUUUUCAUGA
Molecule: messenger RNA, 651 nt
Organism: Penaeus vannamei (Pacific white shrimp)
Lineage: Eukaryota; Metazoa; Arthropoda; Malacostraca; Decapoda; Penaeidae
Source: RefSeq, a predicted model, not a curated record